Hypoxylon fragiforme is the source of this 651-nucleotide messenger RNA. RefSeq lists its product as uncharacterized. NCBI's taxonomy places the organism in Eukaryota, Fungi, Ascomycota, Sordariomycetes, Xylariales, Hypoxylaceae. Bases 1 to 651 code for a protein of 216 amino acids. The transcript has a single exon. The record is from RefSeq and is a predicted model, not a curated record.
AUGGCCAUCCCAGACUGGUGCACGCCCGCGCCGCGCUCCAGCCUCAUCGGCGCCUUCAUCUUCGAAGCCCUCAACAUCCUGCGCCUCCUCGAGCUUCCCGAGCCCCGCCCCUCCGUCCUGCGCCUGCUCGUCUACUGCUUCAACAUCCUGUACGCCUUCCACCUCCUCAGCCUCGUGCGCGUCAGCUGGCCCUCCCUCGACGCCCCCGUCCUCCACCGCCGCGCCGCCAGCGUCGCCCUGUGGAUCACCACCCUCGCGCUCUCCGUCCUCUCCAUGGUCGCCGCGCUGGUCGCGAGCGACGGCGCGCUGGCCGCCGCCGCGUCUGUCGCGGUGUGGGCGCUGUGGGCGACGCUCGCGUUCAGGUAUGCGCGGCCGCCGGAGCAUAUCACCGGCGAGGAGGAGAGGGUGCUGUAUGUUUUCCAGAGGGGCCUGUACGUGUUCCCGCUGCUGCUCGGGAUCGGGUUCGCGGUUUCGUCGUGGGCGAGGGGGCGGGUGGAUACGGGGUUUGUGAAGAUGUGUGUGUGGCUCGCGGAGAACUGUGAGGUGUGCGGCUCGGAGUGGCUGAUGAAGCUGCUGGAGAGUGAUGAGCGGUAUAUGGGGUGUAGGUAUAGGACGGCGGAGUCUACUUUUUGGGGUUCGAGGACUGGUUAG